AUGCACCCCGACGAUAUAUCCUGGGAACAAGCCGAAGAAACACCCGACAACUGGCUCCUUCAAUUCCUCGACCUCGACAUCCUAAGACCGGUCGCAGACUUCAUCCUCAAACACAACAGAGACAAUACCACCGAAUUCGUCUCUUACAACAUCUCUCUACGGAUGAAGUACCGAAACGGUGCUACUGUUGUACGCUUCUCGCAACCCGGUGCUGUUUUUUGCCCCGAGGAGAAAGUCGUGAAUGAAGUUGCCGUGAUGCGGUUUCUCAUGGAUCAGACGUCCAUUCCUGUUCCAUUUAUCCUCCAUUCUGGUACGAAGAAGGGGAGUCCCCUUGAACUGAGCCCAUUCAUUAUGGUGGAUUAUAUCGAGCACGAGACGAAAAUGUACGAUGCUCUCAACAUAUCGGGGUGUCUGAAAGAGGAACGCGGAAUCUUGGACCCGAAUAUCGACCAGGACAGGCUUGGGAUACUGUAUGGGCAGAUGGCGGGUAUUCUGCUUUAG
Messenger RNA from Aspergillus glaucus CBS 516.65, 501 nucleotides. RefSeq lists its product as uncharacterized. The record is from RefSeq and is a predicted model, not a curated record. The transcript is spliced from 2 exons. NCBI's taxonomy places the organism in Eukaryota, Fungi, Ascomycota, Eurotiomycetes, Eurotiales, Aspergillaceae. The coding region runs from base 1 to 501 and encodes 166 amino acids.